AUGGUUAGCAAAUCUCUUCGUUGUCGAGAUACCAAUGCCAUAUGGACUGACUGCAAGUCCAACUGUCCGCCUACCUGUGCCAGUAGGUGUAAUCCAUUAAGUUGUACACAAGAUUGCAAAACAAAGGGAUGUCAAUGUAAAUCGGGUUAUUUGGUCGGCAAUAGCGGCAAAUGUGUGACUGAAAAACAAUCUCCUACUUGUCCUGAUCCUAAUGCCAAUUGGGCUGACUGCAAGUCCAACUGUCCGCCUACCUGUGCCAGUAGGUGUAAUCCAUUAAGUUGUACACAAGAGUGCAAAACAAAGGGAUGUCAAUGUAAAUCGGGUUAUUUGGUCGGCAAUAGUGGCAAAUGUGUUACUGAGGAUCAGUGUACAAAUGUCAACAAAUGUUAA
Molecule: messenger RNA, 390 nt
Organism: Oppia nitens
Lineage: Eukaryota; Metazoa; Arthropoda; Arachnida; Sarcoptiformes; Oppiidae
Product: serine protease inhibitor swm-1-like
Exons: 3
Coding region: 1-390 (129 amino acids)
Source: RefSeq, a predicted model, not a curated record